Zerene cesonia (dogface butterfly) is the source of this 2448-nucleotide messenger RNA. It is a transcript of the gene mEFG1, whose product is annotated as elongation factor G, mitochondrial. Gene Ontology annotation, molecular function: translation elongation factor activity; GTP binding; GTPase activity. Gene Ontology annotation, cellular component: mitochondrion. Lineage: Eukaryota; Metazoa; Arthropoda; Insecta; Lepidoptera; Pieridae. The transcript is spliced from 11 exons. Gene Ontology annotation, biological process: mitochondrial translational elongation. The record is from RefSeq and is a predicted model, not a curated record. Bases 139 to 2376 code for a protein of 745 amino acids.
AUCACGAAACUCAAAGUCGAAAGAUUUUAGGUUAUAAUUCGCGACGGGAUAAAUCGACAAACAAUAUUUAUACAUUUUUUUUAUCCCUAUUUAUGUAUUUUAUACUGAAUAUAUAAUUAAAUCAAUACACUUAUUAAAAUGACCGUGUUAAAUAUGUUACGAAUAGGUCAUUUAUCAAAAGUAGCAAAACAGUUGAGUGUAUUACAAGUUCAGAAUUAUUCCUCACAUGUUAAAUAUGCAGAACAUAAGGCAUUGGAAAAAAUACGAAACAUUGGGAUUUCGGCUCAUAUUGACUCUGGUAAAACCACACUUACAGAGCGAGUGUUAUUCUACACAGGAAGAAUUGACCAAAUGCAUGAGGUUAAAGGCAAAGACAAUGUAGGUGCAGUGAUGGACUCAAUGGAGUUAGAGAGACAAAGAGGCAUCACAAUCCAGUCGGCAGCCACCUAUACCAUAUGGAAGGACCAUAACAUAAAUAUCAUAGACACACCUGGUCAUGUGGACUUCACAGUGGAAGUUGAGAGAGCACUGCGAGUGUUGGAUGGAGCUGUACUUGUGUUGUGUGCUGUGGGCGGCGUUCAGAGUCAGACACUGACUGUUAAUAGGCAGAUGAAGAGAUAUAAUGUGCCAUGUCUUGCUUUUAUCAAUAAACUGGACAGGUUGGGUGCAAAUCCAGAGAGAGUUCUUAAACAAAUGCGUUCUAAAAUGAAUCACAAUGCAGCAUUCCUACACUUACCAAUUGGUUUGGAGAAAGAUUGCCAAGGAAUCAUAGAUCUGGUAGAGGAGAAAGCCAUCUACUUUGAUGGUGACUAUGGUGAGAUUGUGAGGUUAGAUGAAAUUCCGAAAGAUAGAAGAGCAGAAGCGAAUGACAGGCGACAUGAACUCAUUGAGCACUUGUCUAAUGUUGAUGAAAAACUUGGUGAAAUGUUCCUCGAAGAGAGGAAACCAGUUAUCUCGGAAUUGAAAGAGGCAAUCCGUCGCACGGCUCUCAUGAGAACUUUCACACCGGUUCUCAUUGGCACAGCUUUGAAAAACAAAGGUGUUCAACCGUUACUAGACGCUGUCUUGGACUACCUCCCACACCCUGGGGAAGUGGAAAAUACUGCAAUUGUGGGCGAAAGGAAGGGAGAUGAAGGAGUAACUGUGGUAUUAGACCCUAAAAGGGAUGGUUCUAAACCCUUCGUGGGUUUGGCUUUUAAACUAGAGUUGAGCAAGUUUGGUCAACUAACGUAUUUGAGAUGUUACCAAGGAAUGUUGAAACGUGGAGAAUAUAUUUAUAAUUCAAGGACUUCUAAAAGGGUAAAAAUCUCCCGCCUAGUGCGCAUGCACUCCAAUAACAUGGAAGAAGUGAACGAAGUGCUAGCUGGUGACAUUUUCGCGUUGUUUGGUGUAGAUUGCGCGUCCGGAGACACGUUCGUAAACGACAGCAAGCUACAGUUAUCAAUGGAAUCUAUACAUAUACCCGAUCCUGUAGUCUCUAUGUCAAUUAAGCCAAAGAAUAGUAAGGAUAGGGACAACUUUUCUAAGGCGGUCGCUAGAUUCACAAAAGAGGAUCCAACAUUCCAAUUCCGUUAUGACGCCGAUAACAAGGAAACCGUGGUAUCCGGUAUGGGUGAGCUCCACUUGGAAAUAUACGCGCAGAGAAUGGAGCGCGAGUACAAUUGUCCAGUCGAAUUGGGAAAACCCAAGGUUGCUUUUCGAGAGACAAUUAUGUCACCAUGCUCGUUUGACUAUUUGCACAAGAAACAAUCGGGAGGUGCUGGGCAGUACGCUCGAGUUACCGGCAUCAUGGAGCCGUUGUCCCCGCAUCAGAAUACAUUGCUGGAGUUCGUCGACGAGACGAUAGGCACGAACGUGCCCAAGCAGUUCGUGCCGGGCAUCGAGAGGGGCUUCAUCGACACGUGCCAGAAGGGCUACCUGUCCGGCCACAAGGUGUCCGGUGUCAAGUUCCGCUUGCAAGAUGGCGCCCAUCACAUUGUCGACUCCAGUGAAUUGGCCUUCUUCUUGGCUGCGAAGGGGGCUGUUAAAGAAGUGUUCGAGGACGGCGCGUGGCAAGUGCUGGAGCCGAUAAUGUUCGUGGAGGUGAGCACGCCGGACGAGUUCCACGGCACGGUGGUGGGGCAGCUCAACAAACGCGGCGGCAUCAUCACCGGCACCGAGGGCGCCGAGGGCUGGGCCACCAUCUACGCGGAGGUGCCGCUCAACAACAUGUUCGGAUACGCGGGGGAGCUCAGGUCAAUGACGCAAGGCAAAGGUGAAUUUAGUAUGGAGUACAGUCGUUAUUCUCCGUGCUUACCCGAUGUUCAGGAACAACUCAUCAGAAAAUACCAAGAAGAAAUGGGCAUAUUACCCGACCAAAAGAAAAAGAAGAAUUAAUGCCGCCUAGACAAUUUAGGAUAAUUUAUUUAAUGAUAUCGUAUUAAAUCAUAUAAUAAUGUAAUAUACAGU